CAUGAACCUUGAGCCUCCCAAACCAGAGAUCAAAUCUGCCACCCGGGUCACUGGGGGCCCUGCCACACCACGCAAGGGGCCACCCAAAUUCAAGCAGAGGCAAACUCGUCAGUUUAAGAGCAAGCCCCCAAAGAAGGGCAUCCAGGGCUUUGGAGAUGAUAUUCCUGGCAUGGAAGGUUUAGGCACUGAUAUCACUGUCAUCUGCCCAUGGGAGGCCUUUAACCACCUGGAGCUGCAUGAGCUGGCCCAGUAUGGCAUUAUCUGA
Molecule: messenger RNA, 265 nt
Organism: Chanos chanos (milkfish)
Lineage: Eukaryota; Metazoa; Chordata; Actinopteri; Gonorynchiformes; Chanidae
Gene: pde6gb
Product: phosphodiesterase 6G, cGMP-specific, rod, gamma, paralog b
Exons: 3
Coding region: 2-265 (87 amino acids)
Biological process (GO): positive regulation of epidermal growth factor receptor signaling pathway; positive regulation of G protein-coupled receptor signaling pathway; visual perception
Cellular component (GO): photoreceptor outer segment membrane
Molecular function (GO): cGMP binding; 3',5'-cyclic-nucleotide phosphodiesterase activity
Source: RefSeq, a predicted model, not a curated record